AUGCAAAAGCUCAUCGUUGCCUUCGCUGUCGUUUCAGCUGCCUCAGCUUUCCUCUUCCCAUCAGGAGGAGGCGGUGGAUGUGGAUGCGCGUAAGUUUUUUUUUUCAAACUUUGUUUUUUCUUCAAUUUUUCAAUUAAUAAUUCAAUUAUUAUUUGCAGUCCACCACCACCACCACCACCACCAUGUGGAUGCGGAGGUGGACUCCCACCACUUCCACAACUCCCACCUCUUCAACUUCCACAAAUCUCUCUUCCAUCCCUCGGAGGAGGUGGAUGCGGAGGUCCAGCUCCAUGUGCUGCACCAGCUGCCGGAUAUGCUGCCCCACCCCCACCACCAGCUGGAGGAUAUGCUGCCCCACCUCCAGCUCCAAUCGGAGGAUAUGCCGCCCCACCACCACCACCAGCUGGAUACGCCACCGCUGGACGCAAAUAA
Molecule: messenger RNA, 432 nt
Organism: Caenorhabditis angaria
Lineage: Eukaryota; Metazoa; Nematoda; Chromadorea; Rhabditida; Rhabditidae
Source: the annotation of a GenBank genome assembly